AUGCUGAAGUGCGUAGAAAUCUGUAGACUGUGGGAAAGGAAAAUCAUUAAGAAGUGAGAUGAUGUUGAUGUUUCAAAUGGUAUUACUGCUCUGUGUUGGGGGCUCAGUGGCACAAGAUUUGUCGCCGAUUGUGAACAUUAUUGAAGAGCUGGAGAAACUUAAGAACAUGGAGGAAAGGAUAAAAGCCUUAGAAGAAACAAUGAACAAAGUAGUGAGUGAGAAUGAAGACAAAAAGAUUGCCUUUUCAGCAGCACUGCUAGCAUCGGGAUCAGGGCAAACCGGACCCUUUGAUACUUCAAAAACUCUGACCUACAAAAAAGUCUUCAGUAAUGUUGGAGAUGCCUAUGACUCAAACACUGGUAUUUUCACAGCACCAGUUAAAGGAGUGUACUACUUCAGAUUUUAUGCUCAUUGUCACGCUGGAAGAACAUCAGCAGUCACCCUCUAUAGGAAUAGUCAAAGCCAAUGCUCUAUCCACUCUUGGAAGCCUACUUCCAAUGGUAAUGCCAGCAAUGGCAUUGUUCUCACACUGGAAAAAGAUGAUCAAGUUUACACACAACUGUGGGGGAAGACUUGGGUUUAUGAUGAUGCCAGCAGCUACACUAGCUUCAGCGGUUUUAUACUUUUCCCCUUGUAAAUGUCUGAAUCUUUUGUCACCUCUAUCCAGAACAGCACGUGAUGUUUUUAAUUUAUCUAGUAGGGUGUUAAAUAAUUAGAUUUAUUGUAAGUAAACUACACAGGGUUUGCUGUCACGGAAAACCUGGAAAUAUUUGUGAAAUUGUUUAAAUUGUGAUUUCCAGGGCUGAAAAAAUUAUAUCUAUAGUUUUUUUUUGUUAUGCUCAGGUCUAAAAUGUUUCAUCAGGUUGAAAUUGUUCUAUGUGAGUGCUAUCUCUAAAAAAAUAUAUAUUUUUAAUAUAAUCAUCCAGAAAUCACUUAACUCGAAAACUCAUGGAAUUGCAUUGGUCAAAGGGUGUGGGAAUCCUGUUUAUACCUGGAUUUUGCAUUUAUCUAUCUCUUGUGGCCUAGAUGUUCUGCAACCAAGAUCAAAAGAAUUCAUAAAGUAUAUGACAUUUAAAUCUGGACAAAACAGAGUGAGAACAAGGUUGUCUGUCAAAACACUAGUUAUCUAUUGCUUCAAGAUAUAUAUAUAUAUAUAUGCGCCUUAUGGCACUAAACAAUUAAUAAAUUGAAUUCCCCUUUACAGA
Molecule: messenger RNA, 1205 nt
Organism: Myxocyprinus asiaticus (Chinese sucker)
Lineage: Eukaryota; Metazoa; Chordata; Actinopteri; Cypriniformes; Catostomidae
Gene: c1ql4l
Product: complement component 1, q subcomponent-like 4 like
Exons: 3
Coding region: 59-637 (192 amino acids)
Molecular function (GO): protein binding
Source: RefSeq, a predicted model, not a curated record